UGAUCUAAUUAUUCGACAUGAGCCAUGUGGGAAAAGAAAUAUUGAACUAAAGAAAAGCUUCCUCACUGGACCUACAGUUAGUCGUUUUUCUGCAGUACUUCUGUUGCUAAAAAUGGAGAAUGUACUGGGAGAGGUGGUGAAGGUCCACCCGGUGGCCUUGUUCACGAUUGUGGACAGUUACGAGCGACGGCCAGAGCUGGGGAAGCGGGUAAUUGGCACACUCAUGGGUACCAGCGAGAAAGGGGUUGUGGAAAUCAGAAGCUGCUAUGCUGUACCUCAUAACGAGACUGAUGGCGAGGUAGCUGUGAAUAUGGAGUUUGUAAAGCAAAUGUCAUCUUUGCAACAUCUCGUCAAUAAGACGGAGAGUGUUGUCGGAUGGUUCUCAACAUUCUCGUUCAGUGAUCGUCCCAAGUACGGCACAGUUCCUGAGAAUAUGAUGCAUUCUGUACUCAUACAUGACUACUACAGUCGCCUAGCAACCGGCCCCAACGCCAUCUUCCUCACACUAGACACCACCUUGAGAACAGGUCGACUGGAGAUUAAAGCUUUUGUCAAGUUUAAAGUGGGACUACCUAACAAGACAGCUGGGGUCAUCUUUACCCCCAUUCCCUGUGAGGUCGUGUACUUUGAACCUGAGCGAGCAGGAGUGCAGUUACUGAGAGAGACGGUUGGUAGCGGCAAUAGUCCCAUCAAGAGUGACUUUGAGCAUCUGGAGAGUGCCACUGAGUCUAUUGGACAGCUGCUGGAAAAGUUAGUCAAGUAUACAGCAGAGGUCAUGGCGGGCACUAUCCCUGGUAAUGGCACAGUAGGACGGUUGCUAAUGGAAACCAUCUCUAGAGUACCUAAAAUCGAAGGACCAAAGUUUGAAUCUCUUCUUAACUCUACAAUGCAGGACCUACUGAUGGUGGUGUAUUUGGCAGAGCUGACCAAGACGCAGAUGACACUUGGAGAGAGACUAUCGCAAUUCAAAUCACCAAAUUAAUUAGCUCUUUAUAAUUAUGAUAUGCGUGUCUAUAUAAUAUUGUUAAUGAAUAAAAGUUUGUACAAAAUAUUUUAUAAAAGUGAAA
This is a messenger RNA of Halichondria panicea, 1067 nucleotides long. RefSeq names its product eukaryotic translation initiation factor 3 subunit F-like. Gene Ontology annotation, cellular component: eukaryotic translation initiation factor 3 complex, eIF3m. Gene Ontology annotation, molecular function: translation initiation factor binding; translation initiation factor activity; metallopeptidase activity. The coding region runs from base 113 to 982 and encodes 289 amino acids. Gene Ontology annotation, biological process: translational initiation. Lineage: Eukaryota; Metazoa; Porifera; Demospongiae; Suberitida; Halichondriidae. The record is from RefSeq and is a predicted model, not a curated record. The transcript has 7 exons.